Schistocerca nitens (vagrant locust) is the source of this 1804-nucleotide messenger RNA. Its product is annotated as neuronal acetylcholine receptor subunit alpha-7-like. The transcript is spliced from 8 exons. Gene Ontology annotation, biological process: nervous system process; chemical synaptic transmission; regulation of membrane potential. Gene Ontology annotation, molecular function: acetylcholine-gated monoatomic cation-selective channel activity; transmembrane signaling receptor activity. The record is from RefSeq and is a predicted model, not a curated record. Gene Ontology annotation, cellular component: neuron projection; postsynaptic membrane; synapse. The coding region runs from base 26 to 1369 and encodes 447 amino acids. Lineage: Eukaryota; Metazoa; Arthropoda; Insecta; Orthoptera; Acrididae.
GGAGUACCGGCUGACGCGCUACCUCAUGGCCAACUACGACCCGUCCGUGCGGCCCGCAGAGAACUCCUCCGAGCCGCUCAAGGUCGUCUUCGGCAUCUCGCUGCACCACAUCAUCGACGUCGACGAGAAAAAUCAAAUCCUCACAACGAAUUGCUGGCUGACGCAGAUCUGGACGGACCACCACCUCAAGUGGAACGUGUCCGACUUCGCAGGCAUCAAGGUGAUACGUGUACCCUUCCAGCGCGUCUGGAGGCCGGACAUCAUUCUUUACAACAACGCCGAUUCGCAGUAUAACUCGGCUGUGAUCAACACGAACGUCAUAGUGACGUACACGGGAGAAGUGGUGUGGCUGAGCCACGGCAUUUUCCGCAGUUCGUGUGACAUAAAUGUCGAAUACUUCCCGUUCGAUAUUCAGAGUUGUAAUAUGAAGUGGGCAUCCUGGACAUACGAUGGCUAUCAGUUAGACCUGGUGAAGCAGACGGAAGAGGGUGACGUCAGCAACUAUCAGGCCAAUGGCGAGUUCGACCUGGUCAGCUUCGACGCAGUGCGCCACGUCGAGUUUUACUCGUGCUGUCCAGAGCCGUACCCCGACAUUACGUACAUCAUUCGGCUGCGGCGGAGGCCCAUGUUUUAUGUCUUCAAUUUGAUUCUUCCUUGUAUCCUUAUCAACGGAAUUGCGCUUUUGGUUUUCUACGUUCCUUCGGAAUCAGGAGAGAAAGUUACCCUGGGAAUCAGCGCUCUGCUAUCGAUGACGGUGUUUCUCAUGACUAUAAGAGAGAGCCUGCCUCCGACAGAAAAGACGCCACUCAUAAGCAUGUACUAUGGAGUCAGCAUUUGCCUUGUUUCCUUUGCAUCUGGUUUGUCAGUUGUGACUCUGAAUGUGUAUCACCGUGGAGUCAGAGGGACAGGGGUUCCUCAGAUAAUUAAAAACCUCAUCUUGGGAAAACUUGCAAGAGUUGUUUUCUUGCAGUUUGAACCAAGGGACAAACCAACAUCUGCAGCAUUCAAUGAUAUCAAUCCUCGAACAGGUACUAGGCUAGAUUGUCCAAGACCUCCUGACAAGUGGACUGUAGAUGAUGUUGACUACCCCGAUCCACAACAGAUGUCACCUCGUUUCCUGCCACGACGCUGUAGAGCUGAUUCAACUCCAGACACCUUCGAGGCACAGUUUCUGAGAGUGCUGAACAAAGUCAACCAUACAAUUGAACGUAAUGAACUUCGUCUGGCUGAGCAAGAGAGAAGAGACACCACAGAAAUUGAAUGGAAACAAGUAGCCCUCGUUUGUGAUCGUUUUCUUCUUUGGGUCUUCCUGCUCACAACAGCUGUAACUACCACUGUUAUAUUGUGUGGUUCUCCAUAUGGGCCAUGAUGCUUCUACUGGUUGUGUGCAAAUAAAUCCAGUACCAUAAAAGUAAAGGGAGAAAUUUGCACUCAAGGGCAAGAAGUUCCUAUGUGAAAUGUCAGAAAUCAGGAGUGAACUGAAAGUGUUUUUUUCACUUAUUAGUGAAACAGUUAUAAAAUGAACAUAAAUUGUGGUAAGGAGAAUGUCAAUUUUAUCUUAAUUUGUAAUAAGAGUACAUGAAAUGAUCAUAAAAAUUUCUGUUACUGUCAAGUGUUUAUAUUGUCCCCAUGCCAAGAACAAUGAUGAAAAACGUGAAUUUUCAGAGUGUCCUGGAAAUAUUUUAAAGUGUGCUGAUUCCAUAGUGGAAAACUGUGAACUCUCUGUUUCCACAAAAGUGGUGAAGUCAACAUCUAGUCAAGGCUAGAUAUUACCAAUAUCAAAACAAUGAUUUUUUUAGCUUAU